ACGGCGUCAACUUACGCUGGUGAAGCUGGUCGCGUGGGAAGUCGGCGGCUAUCGACAAACCUCAGAGCGGUCGACGUGGGGGAGCUGUCGGUGAUUUAGAGCGGGGCCGGCUCGAUUGCUGUUUCUCACGUGGUUAUGGAGCGUGGAGAAGUGAGGCAGAGAAGAAGGGCAGCAGUGUAUGUGUUUCUAGUGGUAUAUAAAGCGCACGCAAGCAUUCGACGUGUCUGUUGUUCUAUGGCGGGCGAGACGGCUGCGAGAGGUGAGGCAGUGGCGUCAGACUUGGCGUACCGAGCUCCGACAAUCAGCUCGACUGGCCAGCAUCAACAUUACAAACACCAUCACCGCCGCACCACCGCCAACGCCUGCAGCCGUGUCUGCACCCUCCGAACACCCCCAUACCACCAACACCACCUCUAGCAGCAGAGCCGCCCACGUGAUCGCGUGUCAUGGUACGCUCGCCU
This is a messenger RNA of Boeremia exigua, 461 nucleotides long. RefSeq lists its product as uncharacterized. The transcript has a single exon. Bases 136 to 417 code for a protein of 93 amino acids. NCBI's taxonomy places the organism in Eukaryota, Fungi, Ascomycota, Dothideomycetes, Pleosporales, Didymellaceae. The record is from RefSeq and is a predicted model, not a curated record.